ACUCCAUCUGUACGCAUCUUCCCAUCAAUACAAUCAUUGCACGACAAAGGCCAUUCCGCGGGCCAUCACCGUCAUGUCUCUCUUCCCAGUCCACUGAGCACGAGUAUUUUCCUGACACUGAUGGCAACUUGCGACACUUCGCACCAACUGACCAGCACCGCUCGAGAGUGCAGCACGUGCUUAAUUCAAGAAGUUGGAGCCGAACCGCUCUUGAUACAGUUGGACUUGCCAUUCGAUAUCUAACAACGGUUUCUAAGAUCAUUUUGGGGGGUCAACACGUCUCACCAAAGGCAGCGUCAGCCGUCUGUGGCCACACAUGCAAUCAAUCCACCCAAAGCCUUGAAAGAUGGAGGACCACAAUGAAUCUGCUUCGACGGGGCGUCGCGUUGCGAAUAAGCGCAAACGAGAGACUCCCGCCUCCCGUCUUGCUGCAAAAUCAGGCUCACGAACGGCAAGCCCCAGUGCCUUCGCGCGGCGCACGCCUCCACGAGAUCCAGAUCCCACGCAGGAUGCUGACGACGGCGAACGCUCUCCACCACGGAAGCUUAAACGGCCAGGUGCGGCUUCGCGACUCGUCGCUAUAGAUAGGGAAGCGAUCGAGCGUGAACGAAGGCAACGGGAUGAGCAGGCGCGGCAAGCUCUCGCCUCUCAAAGGCAAUCGUCGGCUGUGGAGCAGGUUGCCCAGCACUACAAUGCGGUUCCUGAGCGCGGACGAGCAUGGCGCGACGAAUCUAGUCAGAUCCGUGGUCUACGCAACUUAAACAACUGGAUCAAAUCGACUUUGAUUCAAAAGUUUUCGCUCCCGGAAGUCCCCACUCCUCACCUGCAUGUCCUCGACAUGGCUUGUGGGAAAGGAGGUGACCUUGGUAAGUGGGAGAAGGCUCCCCAAGUACCGUCCAUGUAUGUGGGUUGUGACAUUGCGGAUGUUUCGAUUCUUCAGGCGCGCGAUCGCUUCACAAAAUCUGGUGCUCAGCAAAACCGGUCUCGUUUCGCUCGACGACCGCCCAUGCAGGUAGAGUUUUAUGUGCACGAUACUUUUGGGAGAUCCAUCGCCGAGCUCUCCAUCGUUCCACGGAUUGGCUUCAAUCCCAACACAGGCCCGGGUCCCAACGUGAUCAAUGGUGCGCCGCCCUACGGAGGAUUUGACGUGGUCAGCAUGAUGUUCGCACUACACUAUUCUUUCGAGACGGAGGAAUUGGCACGUGGCAUGCUCCGCAACGUUUCGGGAGCCCUGAAGAAGGGCGGGCGCUUCAUCGGAGUAAUGCCUGACAGCGACGUCAUUUCGAGCAAGAUGAAGGAACUGUUGGCGUUAGAGAACGCCGGAAUGUCAAAUGUAGGUGGCAGCCAUUCCAAGGACAAUGGCACAUCGGUCUUGAGUCCGGGUGGGGACGAAGAGGACAGGGAGUGGGACCCCGAGAAUCCUUCAGAGCCGGCAGCCAAUAUCAAUAGGGCAGACGAUGAAGACGAAUGGGAUCCGGAGAAGCCUAGCGAGCCUUUUCAGAAUCUUCAGAACGGUGGCGAUAGCGACGACUGGAAUCCUGAACAACCGUCAGAGCCUGGCCUGAUUGUCAUCACGAGCAACGGGCAGCCCGGCCCAGGGGACGCUGCCACAGGUACCAGCGUCACUGAGCCUACAGAGCUGAACUUGCCUCCACUGUCCUGGGGCAACGCCAUUUACAAUAUCAGUUUUCCACGGGAACAAAUCCUCACCAAACGGCCGCUCCCGCGCGACGGCAUCUUUCGACCUCCGUUCGGCUGGAAAUAUCAUUACACGCUGGAGGAGGCUGUGAACGCCCCUGAGUACGUGGUCCCAUGGGAGGCUUUCCGUGCGUUGGCCGAAGACUACGGGUUGGAAUUGAUGUAUCGCAAAGGCUUCAGGGAUGUCUUCCUCGAUGAGUCGGAAGAUCGAGAAUUGGGCAUGCUCGCAGAGCGCAUGAAGGUCAUUGAUCGCGAUCGCAGCAAGGGGCGUAAUGGUCUCCUAGUCAACGACGCGGAGAUGGAAGCUGCAAGCUUUUACCAUGCAUUUUGCUUCUACAAGACAUGAUGGGGUGAUCACCUAUGUAUUCUACUUGGAUUGACGAUCAAUGUAUCUUUCCAUCCAUUCGACGUUUUCACAAUAGCAAGGCUGACUCGUUUCUGGUGUCUGGUUGGGUCAUUGUUUGGCACGCGAUCCUGCACUGUUGCUGGCCUCAUGUCAUUAUAUUGCGAAGAUUUGUAUGAGCCUGCAGGAUGCUUAGGCGGCUGAAUUAUAGAGGUCUAGGCCGAGACAGGGUUGAUGGGCCAGAUGGCCAUGCAGGAUCCACAGUUUGAUGGGUUGUUUAAAUGAUUCGUAAGGCGCUACCCUGGCCUCACAGCGUUCAUUCAUCACAAGAUGGAACUCGCGUGCCAUAUUUGCAUCGCCUCUAUCUAGAUAUUCUAGGCUUCAUGACC
Dissoconium aciculare CBS 342.82 is the source of this 2430-nucleotide messenger RNA. Its product is annotated as mRNA capping enzyme, large subunit. The record is from RefSeq and is a predicted model, not a curated record. The coding region runs from base 347 to 2044 and encodes 565 amino acids. The transcript has a single exon. Gene Ontology annotation, cellular component: nucleus. Gene Ontology annotation, molecular function: mRNA 5'-cap (guanine-N7-)-methyltransferase activity. NCBI's taxonomy places the organism in Eukaryota, Fungi, Ascomycota, Dothideomycetes, Mycosphaerellales, Dissoconiaceae. Gene Ontology annotation, biological process: 7-methylguanosine mRNA capping.